This is a messenger RNA of Sodiomyces alkalinus F11, 1770 nucleotides long. RefSeq names its product splicing factor, CC1-like protein. NCBI's taxonomy places the organism in Eukaryota, Fungi, Ascomycota, Sordariomycetes, Glomerellales, Plectosphaerellaceae. Bases 1 to 1770 code for a protein of 589 amino acids. The transcript is spliced from 4 exons. Gene Ontology annotation, molecular function: RNA binding. Gene Ontology annotation, biological process: mRNA processing. Gene Ontology annotation, cellular component: nucleus. The record is from RefSeq and is a predicted model, not a curated record.
AUGUCAGGCCUAGACGUAGAGGCGUUGCUGGACGCCACAGCAAACAAGGCAAACGAAAAGCAACCCAGCCAGGAUGUCGAGGAUGAACCCAAGGAUCGAUCAGAACGGAAAGAACGCGACCGAGAACGCGACCGCGGUCGUGACCGAGACCGAGACCGAGACCGAGACCGUGAUAAGGAUCAAGAUCGUCGCCGCCGUGACCGUCGAGACAGCCCGGCACGCAGCCACCGCGGCACACCCGAUGAUCACAAGACGUCAACCCCUCGAAGUGAGGCUGGGAGUCACAAGAGUAGGCGGAGAAGCAGAAGCCGAGAUGAUGACCGCCGUCACUCACGCCGUCACAGAGAUGGCGACUACUACCGUGGUGGCGGCCGAGGCCGUACCCGCUCCCGAUCUCGCUCGCGAACCCGAUCCCGCUCCCGAUCACGAUCACGUUCUCGUUCGCCCCGACGUGCCCAUCGGUCGCGCGAUGGCCGGGGUUACCGAGAUCGCCGUGACCGUGACCGCCACGAUCGGCACCCUAGAGACCAUCGCCGCGGGAGAGAUGAUGGCCGGAAAACACCAUCCAAGCGUGAGGGAACUCCACAACUUACUGAAGAUGAACGAGAUCGCCGCACUAUCUUUGUUCAGCAGCUCGCCGCCCGCCUUCGAACUCGCGAGCUAAAGGAGUUCUUCGAGAAAGUGGGACCCGUCAACGAGGCCCAAAUCGUCAAGGAUCGAAUCAGCCAGAGAUCCAAGGGAGUUGGUUAUGUUGAAUUCAAAAGCGAGGAGUCUGUUACCCAGGCACUUCAGCUCACCGGACAGAAACUGCUAGGUAUCCCGAUUAUCGUCCAGCUCACCGAGGCGGAGAAGAACCGCCAAGUACGAAACCCCGAGUCCGGCAGUCACCCCAACCAGGUUCCUUUCCACCGUCUGUACGUCGGAAAUAUUCACUUCAACGUUACCGAGCAGGACCUGCAGGCUGUUUUUGAGCCUUUCGGCGAGUUGGAGUUUGUCCAACUUCAGAAAGAUGACAACGGUCGCAGCCGCGGUUAUGGCUUUGUUCAGUACCGGGAAGCAACCCAAGCAAGGGAAGCACUGGAGAAAAUGAAUGGGUUCGACCUCGCAGGCCGCCCCAUUCGCGUAGGCCUCGGAAACGAUAAGUUCACCCCUGAGAGCACUGCCAACCUGCUACAGAGAUUUUCCGGCCGAGACCACCCGUACCAAGGUUCCGCAUUUUCCGGGGCCGGCGGCCGCGGGCCACAAGCUUCGGCAUUCGACCGUGCCGGAGGACGAGACAGCGAAAAGUCGGGCGGCGCCAGCGCUCUUGACGACACGGACGUCGCGGGCGUCAAUUUUAACAACUACAGCCGUGAUGCCCUCAUGAGGAAGCUUGCCAGGACUGACGAGACGAGCAACGGAACAGAUGAGCGACAGGUGUUGAAGCCAAAGACGGAAACCAAGCCGCUACCCGUCAAUGUCAACAUGGCCAGCCGCUGCGUUGUAUUGCACAACAUGUUUGACCCUGAAGAGGAAGAGGGCGAGGACUGGGUCAAAGAGCUCGAGGAUGACGUACGCCAGGAAGCCGAGACCAAAUAUGGCCGCGUCGUUCACAUCGCCGUCGAUCCCACCUCAAAGGGAGACAUCUAUCUCAAAUUCGACAAGGUGCAAGGCGGAGAGAACGCUAUCAAGGGGCUGAACGGUCGGUACUUUGGCGGCAGAAUGAUCGACGCGGCACCUGUUGUGGAUGCGGUCUACAGCAGUCUAUUCUCUCGCACCAGGGCGAUUUGA